CCAAUUAAUAAAGUAAAGGUUUAUCGACAUCAACGCCGUUCUCUCGAUUGUGAGUUACAAGCAACAUACUUGAAUCGUGGGUUACGAUUCAUCAAUUGAUAUCAGAGCCUGGUUGCUUAUCCUACUGAGAUGGGUGGCAUGGUCCUCGACCUGACCGGGAUCCACGCCCUAGCGCUAAGGAGACUCGCAAGAAGGCCGAGGCAACUUAUGGAAGCUUGCGGUGACAUCAAUCAAACCGCAGCGCUAUGUCGUGAUUGGGAGCAUCCAUUGAAAAGGUUGGAACCCAACCACAACCAUGUAACCAUCACUGGUGGGAAGCAGAGCGAUGUCGAUGUAGCCUGCAUCGACGCCAACGAAAUCAGGGUGGCAGAGGAUAUCAAGAACCCCGUCAAUGAGAUCGUCGGAAAGGAAACAAUGCGCAUGGGUGAACAAGACCUAGGUGAGGUGUUUUCCGGUGAGAAAAAUUGCGUUGAAUUGAAAUUGAUUGCACUUUGACUUCUUUGGACAACGAUUACUAAGACACGACUCACACCUCUUCAAACAAAGUUCGAACGAGGGUGUUUGAUUGAUAGUUUUUGGGAACAAGAUCUAAAUUCAAUUACUUCUACGCCUACGGAGGUUCAGUGAGAGCUCCAACGAAGACUAAGGCUACAUUGCAGAGAAAAUGAUAAAGUUUGACGUAGACGUCAAAUGGUUGGUUGUGGAACCUCCUAUCUCUGUCGACCCUUCCUCUUAUUUAUAGCCAUGGGGAGUAACUAUCGUAGAAUACCGCUUCUUGGAUAACUCCCAAAAAGAACCGCUCCCUACUUUCUCGGAGUGGUGGUUACUCCUUCAACCUCCUAGGUGUUCUCUUAGAACCGUCGUGGAUCUUAGAGUGUAGCUUGCCUCAUCUGGUCUUGUUCCAAAUCUCAUGUCGUGCUAGUUUUUUUAUGAGCAUGUGGUGUCUCUCAAAGGGGUCGUGGUCCUCUUGCCUCAUGGUGAUAGACUUCUUACUCAUGUUCAUGACCCUCUUGGGACUUAGUCACUAGUGAUAUAGUGCUCCACCACCACAGCCUUCUCAUUCGUGUCCAGGGUCCCUCUCGUGAGGCGGCAUGGACCUCCCAAUCAUAGACAUGGCCCCUCUAGUAAGGCGGCAUGUCCUUCCCAGACUUAUUAUAUUUUGGGUCAGUCGGUCUUGAUCAUGAGGCAACAUGACCUCUUCAUUCGUGACCAUGGACUUCUCAAUCAUGUCUGUGGCCCUUCCCAUGACACGACCUUCUCAUAAUUGGUAUUUUUCAACCACACCUAGGGUCUCUUGUCACGCAUCAAGCGACACGUCCCUCUAGAUUUUAGACGGGCAUGUCCCUCCUUGUUGAGGUGGCACGUCUCUCUCUUACUUAGAAUAUUUUUGUACACCAUAAGAGCCAUGAUCACAUGACUUAAGGGGGUGGAAACUCCUCCUCUCAUGUCCAUGUCUUGUUGAGACGAUACGUGCCUCUGGAUUCUAGGCGGACACGGGCCUUCUCGUGACACGACAUUGGCCCUCUCAUACUUAGUAUUUUUCAAUUAUGCCUAAGGCUCUUGUCUCGCGUCCAUGACCCUUCUCAUGACUCGUCAUGGACGUCUCAUCUUGUCUCGCGUCCAUGCCCGUUCUCGUGAAGCGUCAUAGACCUCUCAGACUUAGUCAUUUUUGUCUCCUUUUAGAGAUGACGUGUGCUUAUAGAUUUUAGAUGGACAUGGCCCUCCUAGUUGAAGCGGCACGUGAUUCUCCUUGAAGCGGCCUGUACUCCUUCCCGACUUAGUUUAUUUUUCACUCAUUUGGUCUUGGUCGUGAGGCGGCAUGGCCGCUUCGUGAAGUGGCAUGUCCUUCUCGAGACCUAAAAUAUUUUUGACCAUACUGGGGCCUUCCUUGAGAUGGCAUGUGCUUGUAAAUUCUAGAUGGACAUAGCCCUUCUGGUUGAAGCAGCACAUGCCUCUUCGGACUUAGAAUAUAUUGUACACCGGAGGGGGCCACAAUCAUGUUUCCAUGAUGUCUUCCUUGAGAUGACAUGUGCUUCUAAAUUCUAGAUGGACAUGGUCCCUCCUCAUUGAAGCAUCACGUCCCUCUCCAGACUUAGAAUAUUUUUGUGCCAUCUCGUGGCACAACAUGGCCUCCUACGAGAGGUCCAUGUCCCUUAUUGAAUCAUGUCCAUGCUCAUUAAUGAGCUAGUGACUUGGGCUUAAAAUCAAUAUCCAUAAGGCCCAAUUUAAACAACAUUAAUUGUUAUAAUUAAUGUUGCCUUAUAAAUUUCUUGAUUAUCU
Messenger RNA from Linum trigynum, 2280 nucleotides. The record is from the annotation of a GenBank genome assembly. NCBI's taxonomy places the organism in Eukaryota, Viridiplantae, Streptophyta, Magnoliopsida, Malpighiales, Linaceae.